AUGGCGCCCAUGUUCGGGAGCACUCAGCGCUGGGUACCGCCCAAGGUCUCGAAACCUGAACAACCGACCUUCGAGCCCGCACCAUCAAGCCCAUUCGGAGGCUCUCAGCGCUGGCAACCACCCAAGCCUUCACAGGCUACCACUAUCGGAGGCGCUCAGCGCUGGCAACCUCCUAAACCUUCGCCAUCAGAGUCUCCGAAGUCGACUCCCACAGCAGCAUCGCAACCCGAGGGGCGGAAGGAGGCUCAUGGCGCGAGUCUACCCAUUAUGCCCAAUGCUCAAGAGGAUGCGCCGCCGAAGCCACCCAAGAAGCCCAAGAAGCGGAAGCGUGAUUCGGACGCACAGCUCGAUCCGGAGCAUGAUGAAGCCGCCGCUACACCAAAGAAGCACAAGACCGUUUUAUCAAAGUUCGAGAAGGUUUCGCGCAAAGUCAAAAAGCAGCAUCAGCAGAAGCCGCAAGAUGAGUUGGAAAGUAAGCCAGAGGUAGUGCUUCGAGGCUUACAGCCUCUCCCUCAACCCGAACCUGUGCCCGAGCCCACAUUCAAGCCGACUUUCUCGGUCUUGCCAACAUGGCUGGCGCAGCCUAUCACUGUCGAAGCCUCCAAGCGCGUACCGUUUGAUCAACUGGGCGUGGAACCGACCUUUGUGAAGAAACUGGAGAAACAUGGAUAUACAGAGGCUCUGGCUGUGCAGUCUGUGCUUCUACCAAUGCUUCAACCCGGGUACGGACAACAUGUUGGAGACAUUUGUGUAUCGGCCAGGACAGGCUCUGGAAAGACAAUGGCAUAUCUUCUGCCUAUCACUGAAGCAUUAAGAGACCGGACUACCCCAGUGUUAUCUGCCAUCAUCGUUGUUCCGACGCGACAACUCGUAGAUCAAGCUCUGCAAGUCGCGGAAGAACUUUGUGCUGGUACCAAGAUCAAGGUUGGAACCGCUGUGGGAAGCGUUCCCUUUGCUACCGAGCAAAAGCAUUUGGUCAAAAUGCGAGCGCAGUACGAUCCCAAAAGAGCUGCACUCCUGCACGAGAAAGUCAGACAGCAGAGGGAAACUGGGUUCGUGGAGAAUCGCGGUUUAAUAGACGAUCUGAUGACACUGCCAGCCGACCAUGUGCCACGCUACGACUCCGGAAACGACAUUCUCAUAUGCACCCCUGGAAGAUUGGUCGAGCAUUUAGAAUCUACGACUGGAUUUCUGUUGCGCGGUAUCAGGUGGUUGGUCAUCGACGAAGCAGACCAGCUACUAAAUCAAAACUUUCAAGGCUGGUCGACAGUACUAAUGGAUGCUCUACAUGGCGAGACUCCGGCAGACAUGAUGGAUACGCAGGAACGGCUUCGAAGAGAAAGGCAACGUUUAGGACGUGGACCUCCUCUACCGUCUUCAUCUGCGCGCCGUGUCACUAAAGUCGUUCUUAGUGCUACCAUGGAGAAGAAUUUAACUAAGCUGGGGGCCUUAAGGCUCAAACGACCCAAACUGGUCCAUGUGCAAGACGAGCAUGAACAAUAUCUCGCCACGCCCGAGGGUGAUAGUUUUGACCUUCCAUCAACGCUGAGCGAGUUCGCCGUCCCGGUUGGCGAUGGACAGAAGAAGCCUCUCUACUUGUUGUACCUCUUGCUGACCUGUGUCUUCCCAUCUGUUAACGAAGACGGACACAAAGAGGCGAGUGACAGCGAGGACGAUGAAGACUCAUCGGAAGAUACAUCAGGUGAUUUAUCAAUCGAAGACAGCGAUUCUGAGAGCGAGGAGAAGCCUGCCGAGAAGCCUUCAAUUGCAAAGCACAAGAAUCGCGUCUUAAUCUUCACAAAGAGCAACGAAAGUGCAUCGCGUUUAUCACAUCUUCUAUCCGUUCUUGAACCGUCAUUCAAAGAGUAUCUCCAGACCAUGACCCCUUCGUCAACAGCCAAAGCAUCUAAAAAGCUACUGCGAUCAUUCAGUUCUGGUUCAGUCAAGAUAUUGGUUGCGUCUGACGCCGCAUCGCGCGGCCUAGACAUUCCUGACAUUACGCACGUCAUCAACUACGACAUCCCCCCUGGUGUCACUAAUUACGUUCAUCGCAUCGGUCGGACAGCGCGUGCAGGCAAACCCGGCGAGGCCUGGACUUUGGUCAUGAAGUCAGAGGCAGCGUGGUUCUGGAAACAACUUGCAAGAGGCGACAAUAUUAGAAGAGGAGACAAGAAGGUUACGCGUGUGGAAUGGAAAGAGCGCAACGUAGAGUACAACAGGAGAAGAACGUACGAGGCGGCUUUGGCCGAAUUGCAAGAAGCUGUUGCGGGCGCCGAUGGAUGCUGA
Messenger RNA from Didymosphaeria variabile, 2286 nucleotides. RefSeq names its product ATP-dependent RNA helicase dbp6 (gene DBP6). Gene Ontology annotation, molecular function: ATP binding; nucleic acid binding. Bases 1 to 2286 code for a protein of 761 amino acids. The transcript has a single exon. Gene Ontology annotation, cellular component: nucleus. Lineage: Eukaryota; Fungi; Ascomycota; Dothideomycetes; Pleosporales; Didymosphaeriaceae. The record is from RefSeq and is a predicted model, not a curated record.